CGCGCCCCGGUGAGGACCAGCUGCCCCUCGGCCGGCAAAAGGCGAAGAGCCGAUAAACGCGCACAUUGGACCGCUCUUUUAGCCCUUUUAAAGAAGGCACAAGCCGGCGCGUCCCGCAGCCCCCGCCGAGCACUGCCCGGCAGCACCGCACCGCCCGCUCCCUGCCCCGACAGGGCGUGAGAGGCCCCGAGAGGCGGCAGCCGCCGGAGCCGGGGCUGUGGGGAGGAUUUCUGAGGUCAGAAGCUCUCCGAAGCGCUGCUUCCAGGUGUGGGCAGGGGUGAAAGGCGAAGGGCCCCGCUGCGGUCCCCGGCCCCCGCCGCCCUCGGGGCCGCCCGCGGGCGGGGCGGGCGCUGCCCCGGGGGCUCAGCUGAGGAGAACCGAAAGUGAAGGGAAGUCGUCGGGCGGCGGGGGAUCCCCGGGGCCGCUGGAGGCGGCAGCGCCCCUGCCUGGCGGGAAAAGACACGUAUGAGUGCUCGUGUGCGCGUCCCCCAGGUCCUCGGUCACGGUCCGUGACUUCGGGGCGCCGCCGCGGAGCCCGUCCGGGCGCUGCCGCCCCGCCGCUCGUGCCCCGGGCAGGGCAGUCGCCGGCGAUGCUGUGCUGCAUGCCCGGCGUGGCUUUCGUCCCCGCUUUGCUCGUCAGCUGGUCCUCGGCCGCCUUCAUCAUCUCCUAUGCGAUCGCCGUCCUGGAGGGGCACGUCGAGCCCCUCGUUCCCUACAUCAGUGACACUGGAACAAAACCUCCAGAAAGCGGUGUCUUUGGUUUUAUGAUUAAUAUUUCAGCUCUUUUAGGUGUAAUUACAAUGUACAUCAGAUAUUUAUUAAUAGAGAAGCAAAAUGAGUCAUCGCGCUUUGUUAGGUCUUCAUGCAACAUGUUUUCAUUAGGUAUUGGAUUGAUGGGCUGUAUUGGAAUGGGCAUAGUUGCAACUUUUCAGGUAUGACCAUAAAUUUCAUAUCAUAAAUGAAACUAAAGUUGUUUUACAAGUUAAAAUUUCAAAUAGGUAAGAGUGAUUAACACUAUCCCAAGGUGGAUAAUUGAAAAAUGAAGUAGGAAUGCCUUUCUUGCUCUUGGCUUUAUUCAGUAGCUUUAAAAAGACAGAUUUGUUUUCUCCCCAUAUACUAGAUUUUUUGCUUGUGCAGUUAUGUCAGUAAGGGGUUUUCUGUGUGUUUGUCUUGUAAAAGAUCUGUACUAUAAAACAACUUAAUAUGGAUGCUUUUGCUGUAAAUUUUUUACUAUGAGAAUUGGACUGUGAAAAGCUUUGCUAUUCAAAGUUCAGUUUGCUUCCAGUUAGGGAGUCAGACUAACUAAAAUAAGUCAGACUAACAAAUGCACUUGCAUUUUUGCCUGAAUGAUGGCACACUCACUAGCAGAACUUUCUACAGAAUAAACUAGAUUUACCUGACAGGUGAGAACAUUGAGCACAAUAUCAGCCUGUUGUUUUGAGUCUGUGGGAGAUGGCAUAACAACAUAUUAAGUCUUUAUUUAUAGAGACAUGUAGAAUUACUGCUUACUUUGCCAGAAAGAAUUUGACAUCUCAUUAAAAAUCAAAAUCCACUCCUCAGUGUCUGAAAGAAAAUUCAAUAGAGACAACAAAUACUGAAACAGAUUAUUAAUUUCACCUUUUCUAGUGAGGAGGUGUGUAAUAGGGUAGAUUCUGACACAAAGAAGUAUUAGGACAAUUGCACUGAAAGCUUCAGCUUAGAAUCAAGUAAAAUCUAAUUGGCAGGUAGUUUGAGACACUGCCUUUAAAUCUGUGGAAACAGCUAUAUUAUUUCUUUUAAAGGAUAGCCUACCUUGGAACAGUUUGGAAAAUACUGGUGUGCUCAUACAGUGACCUGACAAGAUACAGAGGAAUUUAAAAUAAAGAUUGUCAGGGCUUCAGCAGCCAAUACAGUUUUACAUGUAAUGGACAUGGUAUUUUCAGACGAAAACGCUGCCUUAGACUGAUACCUUACCCUUUUUAGUUUUAUAUCCAGACAGUAUGUGUGGAUUGCAAACAGGCACUGCAGUCAAUUCUAAGCACACUGUUUUUCUUUUAAAAAUCUGUACUCUUAUUGAUAAGAUUUAUAUGUGGCACAAAAGAAAGUUAGAUGAUGGGGAACAGUGUUGCUUGACUGAAAUAGAAAACAGACUCAGCUGCAGUAAGAAAAAGACAAAUUAAAGAGUGCAAAAUAAUUGUGACAGUCAGGGAAGCAGAAACUUUGAUGCUAAUGUUCCCAAAGGGGUCCCUUGACAGUUAUCUCAUCUCUGUUUUCUCUCAUUGCCAGUUUUAAACUCCUUCCUUACCUAAUUUCUAUUUUUUUCUGCUUUGA
Pseudopipra pipra is the source of this 2310-nucleotide messenger RNA. Its product is annotated as DNA damage-regulated autophagy modulator protein 1-like. Gene Ontology annotation, cellular component: lysosome. Lineage: Eukaryota; Metazoa; Chordata; Aves; Passeriformes; Pipridae. The transcript has 3 exons. Gene Ontology annotation, biological process: regulation of autophagy. Bases 591 to 938 code for a protein of 115 amino acids. The record is from RefSeq and is a predicted model, not a curated record.